GGUAAUGAGUUUUUCCAGGAGCACAAGUAUGCUGAUGAUGCUCUGAAUAGUUAUCUUAAGGUCCCUGUGAUGGCUUUCAGACCAUCCCUUGAAGCUAAACUCAGGCAAUUGUUGCAUAAUAUUUGCUUACAUGAGUUUAAGCUUUGCUCUGAUACUGCAAAAGAUUUUGUUAAGUUAUUAAAGGGAGAAACUGGCAGCGAUUUGUUGCGUCUUUAUUUCCAGAGCUCACCCAACUUUACUGAGCUUCUCGAGGCAUGGAAUCUUCAUCAUGGAAAACAAGGACUUUCCUAUAUAUUCUCGCUUAUCCAGACCAUUUUGAGUCAUCCAGAGGGAAAAUCUUCUGAUAUUGGAAGAGCUCUUGACCAGUUUUGUAGGUUACUUAUCGAAAAAAAACUGUUAGACAUUUACAAAGCAUUAUCCAACACAAAACGUUUACAGAAUGCCGCACUUUCACUCUUGGCUUCUAUCGUUAGACGUGGUCCAGGCAUGGCAUCAGAAAUGGCUAGGACAUUUGAUUUUCAUGGUUUCCCAAAACAGGCACCGAGGCGGGCUUUUGUUGAAUUUGCAAUAUCAUUCCUUCAAGUUGGGAAGCCUUCCUUAUUAAAGUCUAUCUUAGAGAAGAAGCAACUCUAUUCUCAACUCCUACAAGGCCUUGAGGAAGACGAUGACGACACUCUGGCUUCUGUCUUGUCUACCUUGAAAGACAAGAUCCUUGUUCAAGAAUCAUCGCUUAGUCCUCGGCUUAUGAGUGCUCUCUUUGGACCCAAAACACUAGAGCAGCUAGUCAUCAUUUCAGAAAGAGAGGAUGGUGGGAUUGUGAAUGAGUUGGCCUAUGAUGUUCUUGUUAAAGUUUGUACAGACCCCUCUAAUGGAUUGAUGCCAGAUGCAUACAGAAAAGGCAAUAUAAAACGACUACUUGCCCUCAUGAAGAGCUUGAAAGCUACAGAAACUGGUUAUCCCAGGGAUUUGCUUUUAGCCAUUAUUAGGGGUAGACCGUCUUUAGCUUCUGCUUUCUUUGAUGAAUUUCCAUACAAUGUGGAAGAUUUUACAUCACCUUACUGGUUUUCAUCUAUUUCCCUGGCAGCAGAUUUGGUAUCGUCUGUAAGAAUGUCAUCUUCUUUUGACUUUCUCAACCCAGAUAAACCUCCUUCUGGUGGUUCAGAGGUCCAUACUAUCAUGAAAUGCAUAUGCCCCCGACCAUUUAGCCAGUCGUUGAUCGCUAGAGGGAUGCACCAUUCUGUUUUCCUUGUGAAACAUGGGACUUUGAGAUUUCUCUGGGAGACGCUGAGGCUGUGGGAUUCUUUUGUUACUGCUUGGAAACUUUGCUCUGUUGACCAAAUUCAGGCUUCUCUUGAGCGGGAUAUCAUAGGUGAGGUGAUAAGUUUUUUCCCAGAUUUCCAGGUGUUAUGGACCGUACUAAAGGUGUCUCAAAAGCUAUCUUUGAAGAGAAAAGCAGAGUUGGAUAUUGGAUUAGUAGAUAGAAAAAAGCGUUUAAAGACAUCUGAGAUGGCUGUUUUGGAAGAAUUGGCUAGUGAUAUGGUCAUUGGUGGGCUAGGUUCUGAUACAAAUAUCUUUUUGGAAGAGGAUACUGGGGAUGCUCAGUUGACAGAUCAGGAAGAUGCUGAAAACGAAUAUCUUGGGAUCGUUUCAGAAAUUUGGGGUUCAGAGUUUUGUUCUAAGCCUAUCGCUUCGGUCGAUGAAGCAGAGAUGUUCUUUCAGAUAAAGCUCCUGGAUACCCUCGGGAUUUAUGUGCGUUCUGUGCCUAAUGUGCCUAAAGGGUUGUUUGAUGUCUUCAUGAAAUUUCUGAGCAGUUCUUCAAUUACGGCUGUUGGAAAUACUUUAUUCCAGCAAUGUGCAAUUGUCAGAAGCUCCUUGUCCCAUUUAAAAGGUGUAUCAAUUGGUUUUAGCCCCCUAAUUGUUUGUAUUCUGCAGAAGUGUGUGAAGCUACUAAAUUCUGAAUCUCAAGCAUAUUCUUUACCAAACAAGUCAGCAGUAUCUCUGUACGUCUACAGCUCAUUGAAAUAUAUUUUGCAAACUCAGGUAGAUCCCAGACCACUCUCAUGUUUGGUCCAGUCAGUUUUGUCUGAGGUGGUUGAUGGAUCUAAGGAUUCUUUAUGUGAAUGGUUGCCAUUGAGAGUGUUGCUGCUUUUUACACAAUCUUUGUCAGAACCUUUCAUCUUGCAUUCCGGAAGGACAACAUGUCGACUUGCUGACACUUCUUUUGCUGCCACUCUUGAUGAGAUAAAAGGACUGAUGAGAAGUAUUACUCCGGAUGAAGUUGGAGGAGUCGUUAAUGCGUUUUCUUCUGCAUUGAUAUGUGCAACGCCUGAAUCAAUUUUGAAGAAUUUUGCUUCUGUGAUGGCAGUUUCUUGGGAUCUCUACGGAACAUCAUUCUCAUUUUUACUGUCCAUCAUCUUUUUAGAGAAAAACUUCCUCGGAAACCUUUCAAAGCUAUCACCUGACUUAUUUAUGCGAGGGUUGGAACUUACUGUGUCAAGGAAUCUCCGUGAAGGAACAGUAGAUAGUGAGAUUGAUUUUGCUGACCACUCAUCCACAACUGAAAAAAUCAAGAGUAAGAUGGACAUUCCUGAUAUUGAAUCUCUUGCAUUCUCUGUAUUCUUAGAGCAGACUCCUUUUCCAGUAUUACUUAAUGAAAUUAUGAGCAUGGAUAUAUCUUGCUUACCAGAGUUUCCAAGAUUAACAGAGCUACUACUGCUUAAAGUUUCGCAACCUAAAAGUGAUAGUAUUGAAUCAGAUAUCCGAUUAAUACUAUUCUGGCUCUUCCAAAUACGAUCAUUGUACAAGGUUCAACCACACCCGGUACUCUGUCAACAAUCUGAGAUCUGCUUACGUCUAAUGAGGCACUUGUUCUCUCAAAUAUCAAAGCUUGACCUUGUUUCUGGACCUUCUGCAGAUAAGUUGAAGCAUCAAGUGCCCCAGACAGUUCUUUCCCACCCAGUUGUGAUGGCACUGUUGGAGAGUCCCGCUGAUUGUGACACAUUACCUCGAGUGCAGAAUGUUGAGGUUUUUUCAGAAACGUUGCUGACAGCGGGCAGGCUAGGUAUUAGUGAAAUAGAUCAACACAUCCUUGAUCUCUUGGCUUCUACUUGUGAGAACUUUUUGUUUGAGGAGAGUCAUAUUGAGCGGAAAGGGGACCUCAGGGCAGAUAAGUCAAUUAUGGCUUUUAAGGUCUUGGUUGAAAGGCUUCUCUUGGUAUUCAGAGACAAGUUUGAGCUUUGUGUUGGUUCUCAAAGUUACGCUCCGCUUCUCCAACAUCCACAAUUAAUUCAGGCUUUGUUGAAAUUUAUAUCACCUUUUAAACUUUUAUAUCUUGCACAUUCCAUGCUGAGUAAAACUUACGAGGAAGAAUUGGCGAGCCCGAUUCUCAGUUUCGGGUUGGAUAUUGCUGGCGGAGCUUUUGAAAUGCUUAUAUUGUAUUCACGCCAGCCUGCUGCUAAGAGAAGGGUCUAUGAUUUUCUGUGGGAAUUAGAAGACAAGAAUUAUGACAGUAGAAUUAUUGAGCAAGUGUAUAGCCUGGCAUGCAGGUUUUCUACCUCUUUUGGUUUGGCUUCGGCAGAUACUUGUUUGCUUAAAGUCGUUAGUGGCAUUUUCAGGGGGGGAAAUAGUCAGCAUUGUAGUGUUCACCAGUUGACGGUGAUAAUGUCACAGAUUGUUGGGAGAACUUCUAAAGACCUUAUUAUCCAUUGCAUUAACCAGGCAAGCAUGAGCAGGGCCAAGAUAUUGUUCUAUCUUGUGGAGUCCAGUCCCUUGCAUCUGUCAGUCUUUGGACACAUUUUCUUUAGUAUGCUAAGUAAACUACAGGGUGACUCUGCGCUUAUUACAGAUGAUCAGUUUGUCAUGCUUCUGCCUCCUGUGCUAUUGUUCCUGGCAUCAGUUUUUGCAAAACUCGAGAAGUCAUGUAGUAAAUGUUUGGAUAUAACUUCACUUUAUUCAAAUAUACUAAUAAAAGGUUUUCUUCAGUGGCCCAAGUUUUGUUCUGGCUGCAUCUUUGAAGAGAAGUAUGAAGAGAUUCUUCUGUCGACGAGUGAGGAUAUCGAAACUAUGUUUAAUGCGAGUCUUCUUGGGAAGGCAGUACGUAUGUUUCAGUAUCACUUUGCCUUGACUGAAAGUCCAACUAAAACAGACGAUCUCUUGAAGGUAUUCUAUUCCAUGUUUCCUCACACUAGUGCUGGCAAAGAGAUGUUGGAUUACGAGAUAAAAGAAGUGGACGUUAAGUCAGUAGACCAAAUGUUUAAUAUUACUAACCGUUUAGUUGCAAAAGUAGAGCUUUCAAGGAUCUGUUUGUUUCCCGAGGAUAGCUGUAUGCAUCAUUUAAAACGUCAAGCAGGUGGUUGUGUGAAGGAAAGUUCUCCAGAAAUGGGAUCCAACAGAGAGAGUUUAUUAAACCCGUUACUAAAUGCUUUCGUUAAUACUUGGCAAUGCGUUGUCGAGAGAUCUGAUGGUUAUUAUAAAGGGAAUUCCGAAAGGGAGGAGCAAGACAAAUAUUGGUUCCUGUGCAAAAGCCUUGAAUACUUCAUUUUGAGAAGUAUUCUAAAGUUUUUGGAAGGCAUGUGUGAGGAGCUUGCUCACUUGGAUUCCCUUCCUUUCCUGGAGAGGCUGAUGAACUUAAUUCUUCGGUAUAGAUUUAAGGACUCGAAGACAUUGAAGAUACUGAGGGAAAUUUUCUCCUUCUUGUCUAGAGGAAAGUACUCGUAUCAUUUCCAAGAUUUAGUAUCGCACUCUCAGUUUACAGAGAGUAUCAGUUCUCUUUCCAUUUCAUCCUCACAUACUGGUGAAGUCAUCAGGCCUGUCUCCAGCAUUCUAAAACUUCUUAUCAUCCCAAAUCUAAAUUCCGUCAGAGUUGAAAAUUGUAGUCUCGAAGCACCUGAGUAUUAUUUGAGUCAGAUAGAAAUUCUCAAAAUUCUCGGAGUGCUGCUCUGCAAAUGUGGAAAAGAUUCAGGAAUCUUUUUGAAAGAUUUGCACUUUCGUCUUUUGUGUUCUUAUGGUGCAACUCCGAGCGAAAUCGACUUGCAGAGCUACAAGCUGAUGCAUGAUAUCAAGUUGAUUGUUGGCGAACACACGCUGAAUGAUUCUGAAGAUUAUUUGUGGGGUAAUGCAGCCUUGAAAAUAAGAGAGGGACUGCCUUCCGACGGUAGUUAUUCUGAUAUAGUGGAAGAUCUCAGGCAGAGUCUUUUCAAAGAGAAUCUUUGUCUUGAUCCCAAAAGAUGUGCUCAAACUGUUUUGUAUUUUCCUUAUGGGCGAACUGCAGAGGCAUCAGAUAACACUUACAUAUAUGAUGAUCCAAUAAGCGAGAAAUGCUCACCUGCUAUUGAACGAUAUGAUCCUGUUUUCAUCCUGCGAGUCUCAGUACAAUUAUUGUCCAUGGUAUACAUUGAACCUGUGGAGUUCGCCAGUUUAGGCUUGCUUGCAGUGGCAUUUGCGAGUAUGUCUUCAGCAGAUCUUGGGAUCAGAAAACUGGGCUACGAAACUCUCGGGAUAUUUGUGGAUGUCCUUGAGAGUUGUAGGAAGAAUAUGCAUGUAACGGUGCUUAGGCUUCUGCUUACGUAUGUGCAAAAUGGAGUUGAGGAACAAUGGCAAAGAAUCCCAACUGUGUCUGCUGUUUUUUCCGCUGAAGCAUCUCUGAUAUUGCUGGAUUCUUCUCACGAACAUUAUGUUCCCAUAAUUAAACUUUUGAAGAGGUCAUCAACACUGAAGCUGAGGGGAAUACCUUUGUUUCAUGAUUUUUUCGGGAGUAGCACUGUUAACUUUAGAUCACAGAGGCUUUGGGUACUUCGCCUAGUGUUUGUAGGCUUGGAAUCAGAAGAGGAUGCUCAAAUUUACAUUAGAAACUCCAUCCUUGAGACAGUGAUGGGUUUUUUCUCAUCUCCUCUUGCCGAUGAUGAAACUAAAGGACUAAUCCUGCAGGUUGUGAGAAAGUCCGUCAAAUUGCAUAAGAUGGCCCGACAUCUAGUUGAAAACUGUGGUCUGUUGUCAUGGUGUUCGUCAUUUUUCUCAAUGUUGACUACAAAGCCCACUGGAGAUGAAGAUUCGCGCUUCGUAGUUGUCUUGGAGGUCAUAACUGAUGCACUCGCCUCCAGAAACGAUACAGAGUGGUCGCAAAGAUCUGCCCUAGAAGGGCUAAUGGAAAUAUCAUCUCGUUUAUACACACUUUUGGGUGAUGGAUUAGUAUCAAUGCAAGAAAAUGGUACUUCGAUACUAUCUGCUACUCUAAAGAUAUCACAUAAACGAAAAAAGAACCAGCCACAUUUCACCAUCACAAUCGAGGGGAUAUUUCAACUCUUUGAGGCUGCUGCUAACUGCGAUUCUCCUCAAGUCGAAGCUAGUGCAGAGGGUAGGCUUGAUACUAUAUUAAUGAGCACACCGCCAGUUGAGAUUAUAUGCAUGGACGUGCACAGGCUGAGAAGGUUUCUUUUGUGGGGAUCCUCCACAGCCUUGAAGAGUGACCUUAAAAAGGGAUCUAAGCCUGGUGAGUGUCAUCAAGAUACUAAAACACACACUGAAGAGACUAUGGUAGCAAAGUUUCUACGGUGGCUGUUGGCUUCAGUGAUUCUUGGGAAGCUUUACUCUGAAGCUAAUGAUUCGGACCAGAUAGUCUUGAGCGAAACAAAGCCAGAAACUUUGCCAACAUUGUUAGAAUACUUGAAGAAAAGGAAUCUCCAAGGCAGCGUGACAAAUUCGGAGCACAUAAUAGGGGAAGUAAUCGUGUAUCUCCAAAAGCAUCUGCUGUGUAGAAACUACGGGGUUCUUCUUCCCUCUGUUGUAUUUGCACUUUCUCUCAUGGUUCUUCGCAAUGGCCUCGAGACUACAGGUACCGAGUCAGAAGGUGGUUACAAGGUCAUCAGAUCUUUGUGUUCUAGAAUUAGUAGUCCUACUGAGGCUAUUCCGGUCUGGAGAUGGUCAUAUCAUCAGGAUCUUCCAUCUGAACGCGCCACAGAUCCGAAAGAGAUUGAUGAACUCUAUGCGUGCCAAGAGCUUUUGCUGAUAUUUUCGGAUAUGCUUCGAGAAACGCCACGGGAAUCUCAACAGACGUUGUUGCUUGGUGAAAGUUUUGACAUGUCUAGUGUAUUUGAAUGGGAAAGAGUCUCUUCUCUAUCAUUUCCUCUUCUUCGCUUCCUUCCUUUGCUGCCACAAUCUUCCAUCUCGCUCACGGUGCUUCCUACGAUACUCUCGUUCACCGAUUCGGGUGAUGAUUCACUGGAGGAAUGUGUGAAUGGUUGUGAAGCUGAUGAUAAUGGUGAGCAGGCCCGUGCCUAGUAAAGAAAACUUUAAACGUUGGCCUACGGCACUUGAUUUUUUAUGUAAUAUCAAGGGGCAUAUUUACAGUUUAUAAUAAUUCUUACAUAGUAUAGUAAUAAACGUAAUUU
This is a messenger RNA of Arabidopsis thaliana (thale cress), 7385 nucleotides long. RefSeq names its product nucleolar pre-ribosomal-associated protein. Bases 70 to 7275 code for a protein of 2401 amino acids. The transcript is spliced from 16 exons. The record is from RefSeq and is marked reviewed. Lineage: Eukaryota; Viridiplantae; Streptophyta; Magnoliopsida; Brassicales; Brassicaceae.